AUGAAGUCCAUGAAGGGUCUCGGUAUGAGCAAGAUGCUCGGCAGCAUCAGAAAGAAAGCCAGCAAUGUGUCAAACCGAGCAUCCUCUGACGGACCCUCUGGCGCAUCAUCAUCAGGCACAACACCAGCCGGAACACCCGAAGCUACAGCUCACAACAGUGUGAAAGCAUUCUGCGAGUCUGGAGGAAAGUCCAAAGAAGAUGAGGUUCUCUUUCUACCUCCCAUCGUUGACGCUGCCGAAUCCUCCCCGGCCGCUGCCGCCGAAUGCGCGCGUCUAAUUCGCAAGUACUUGUCCAAAGAAUAUUUCUCAAAGCCAUCGUGGCAAUACAACGCUAUCAUGCUACUACGCAUCUUGACCGACAAUCCCGGCUCGACCUUCACACGAAACCUAGACCAAAAGUUUGUUGAUACUGUCCGUGGGCUCCUCAAGGCCCUACGAGACCCCAACGUGCGACAGAUCCUCAUGGAAACCCUUGAUGAUUUCCAACAUACAAAGGCGUACGAUGAGAACUUAACGCUACUCAUUACGAUGUGGCAGGGAGAGAAGGAAGAAGCUUUCAGCAAGUCUGGCGGACCACAGCAGCAGAUGCCACCACGCGGUUACAAUACCCCUCCCGCGAACCAGCAUUCGCAAAAUUACUUUGCGAGACAUCACACGAAUAAACGAUUGCCCGACCCUGUUGAGCUGGUCAGUCGACUCGAAGAAGCCCGCACAUCGGCCAAACUCCUGGAGCAGGUUGUUAUGAACACGCCGCCUGGCGAUAUCCUCGAUAAUGAGCUUAUCAAGGAGUUUGCCGACCGAUGCUCAAGUGCCUCCCGCAGCAUCCAGGGCUACAUGACGUCUGAGAAUCCCGCACCUGAUAACGACACGAUGGAAAACCUUAUCGACACUAACGAACAACUGCAAACUGCUCUCAACCAACAUAAACGUGCUGUCCUCAGCGCCCGGAAACAGUUGGGUCUCUAUGAACGUACUGAUUCACAGUCGCCUAGUGUGACCCCUCAGCUCCAGCCUCAGCAGCCAGAGUCUCAGUCUCAGCCCAAUGGUACCAACCAGUACUUUAAUAAUGCAUCAUCGUCAGGUUCCGCUUACAACGAGGGAAAGGGCAAAGAGAUAAGUGCUUAUCCACCACCUCCUGGCCCUCCGCCAGGGGCCAGUGAAGGAAGCUCGAGUCGACCUCUCGACGAACCAACAGAAAAUCCAUUCGCAGACCCCCAAACAAGCGGCUCCUCAUCCCAGCACCCCACAAACACGGCAAACCAAUACUCCGAGCACGAACGCCUUGGUGCUGAGCCUUUCCACCCCGGCUUCAGGCCGACCGAAAGCUACUUGGGUCGUCAAGACAGUGCCAUUGGAAAAGUCCACAUGCACGGCGCUGGAGCCUCGACUCCAUCGGGCCAGCCACCCGCACACCAAAGGCUGGACGAAGUCUCAGAUGACGAUGAUAUCUACGAUGCACCCACCGGCCCACCACCACCCAAGAGCAAGGAGCCCAUAUACCGGUACUAA
Molecule: messenger RNA, 1509 nt
Organism: Fusarium sp. VM40
Lineage: Eukaryota; Fungi; Ascomycota; Sordariomycetes; Hypocreales; Nectriaceae
Source: the annotation of a GenBank genome assembly